Molecule: messenger RNA, 2142 nt
Organism: Panonychus citri (citrus red mite)
Lineage: Eukaryota; Metazoa; Arthropoda; Arachnida; Trombidiformes; Tetranychidae
Gene: ArgRS-m
Product: probable arginine--tRNA ligase, mitochondrial
Exons: 9
Coding region: 182-1948 (588 amino acids)
Biological process (GO): mitochondrial translation; arginyl-tRNA aminoacylation
Cellular component (GO): mitochondrion
Molecular function (GO): ATP binding; arginine-tRNA ligase activity
Source: RefSeq, a predicted model, not a curated record
GAUAAUUGUGACAUUUAGACUCAGCUGAUCUGCUCUGGCGGUUUGUUGGUUUAUCAUUUUUCAAUUUUUUCUCGUGUUUUAAUUAACUUAAUUGUUGUUCAUUUGUAUUUAAACUUAAUUGUUUUUUUGAUAGUUAAGCUCCAAGUUAAUCGGUUUCUAAUUGUUAAUUAUCUAAUUUCUCAUGACGACUCGAGCCUUACCAAUUAAACAAUAUCUUACUGAUUGGUUUCGUUCAAAUCAUUCACUUCGAUUUAAAUUCAAGACUUUACAAUCUGUUAAUGGUGAACUCUUAUUGCGACCAACAUUACAAUCAAAUGUUAAUGAUAAAUUAGAUUCUGAUGCCGUUCAGAAGGUGAUCUAUCGUUUACCUCAAGAAGUUUCUUUCGUCGAGGAAGCGACAGUUGAAGAUUCUAAUGAAGGUCCUGUCGUUCAGUUAAUCAUAAAACGUGAUGAUUUUAUCAACGAUACGAUAAAUAAAUUGCGUCAUAAUCUAGAUGAUUUUCCUAAAAUUUGUGGAUUAAAUUCAAACGAACCAAUUAGACAAAUAAUUGAAUUUAGCUCGCCCAAUAUUGCCAAACCAUUUCAUUGUGGACAUUUACGAUCAACGAUUAUCGGAAAUGCCUUAGCAAAUAUUAAAAGUUAUCUUGGAAAUGAUGUGAUUAGAUUAAACUAUCUGGGUGAUUGGGGAACACAAUUUGGAUUAUUAUCUCAUGGUUAUGAUCUGUUUGGAAAUGAAGAUGCUCUUAAAUCUAAUCCAAUUAAACAUUUAUACGAUGUUUAUGUUAAAGCUAAUCAAGUAUCAGAAACUGAUGAUACUUUUAGUGAAGAAGCAAAAUCCAAAUUCAGAUCAAUGGAGUUAAAUUGUAAUGAACAUGAGACCAGAAAGUGGACCCUAUUCAGAAAAUAUUCAAUGGAUGAAUAUGAUAAAAUAUAUCGUAAUUUAGGUAUUACUUUUGACGAUUUUCACUUUGAAUCAAUGUACAGUCAACUAGCUCAUCACUGGAUUAAACAAUUAGAAACUCUUGGAUUAACUGAAACGUAUUCGGAUGGAGGCAAGUCGAUAACUCUUGAAGAUUUGAAGAAAAAAAAUCCCGAUGAUGAUGAAGACGAAAACCAAAGUACCUUUACCAGAGUCAUGUUGAUGAAAAAUGACGGCAGUAGCCUUUAUAUUAGCAGAGAUAUUGCCGCUGCUAUCGACAGAAUGGAAAAGUAUAAUUUCAACGAAAUGUAUUAUGUCGUCGGAAAAGAGCAAACUGCACACUUUCAGCAACUUCGAUCGAUUCUAUUGAAAAUGGGCCACAAUUGGGCAAGAAAUCUUUUCCAUGUGAGUUUCGGUCGAGUUAUUGGAAUGAGAACCAGAAAGGGAGAAGCUGUAUUUCUACAGGAUAUUAUUGAUGAAGCUAAACAGAAAUGCAUCGAAUCAACUUUAAAAUCCAAUACAACCAAAAGUGAUCCUAGUCAAAUUGAUCGAUUGGCCUCAAUUCUUGGAUUGACUGCAAUUUAUACUUAUGAUUUAAAAAUACCAAGAGGUUCAGAUUAUAAAUUCAAUUGGUCGAGUGCCUUAAAUUUGAAAGGACAAUCAGGAAUUAGUUUACAAUAUGUUCACGCGAGGAUACACAGCAUUGAAAAAUUGUCCAAUGUGGAUCUCGAUUUAAAUACCCAGUUAAACAUUGAAGCAAUCGACGGAUCUUUUUGGAAUAAACUUUUAAUUCAUUUAUCGCGAUUUGAUGAUGUUCUCGAUGAAACUUCUAUGAGACGUGAUCCAAGUAUUUUAGUUCGAUAUUUAACCGGACUCAGUAAAUUUACUAAUGGUUGUAUAACGGUUUCCAAGGUGAAAGGAGAACCUAAAGAAAUUGCUCAAACAAGAUUAUUAGUUUACCAUUGUAGCAGAAAAAUAUUACAAAAAGGUCUCAAUUUAAUUGGAUUAGAAGCCUUGGACAAGAUAUGAAAUUAAUCUGAUUGGUGGUUGGAAAAGGAGAUUAAUCCCUCAAAUAUCAUUGGAAAUGAAGAGAUUCGAGAUUAAUAAUAGCCAUAGUGAUUUGGAUUCUUUCAAGGAAUAACCAGUCUUUUUUUUUCUUUGAUACCAAAAUUUAUACAAGUUGAUACAUUUUCAUAAAUCAAUUAUCAAUUUUCACCAUUGAA